Messenger RNA from Zasmidium cellare ATCC 36951, 2367 nucleotides. RefSeq lists its product as uncharacterized. Gene Ontology annotation, biological process: regulation of DNA-templated transcription. Lineage: Eukaryota; Fungi; Ascomycota; Dothideomycetes; Mycosphaerellales; Mycosphaerellaceae. The transcript has 2 exons. The coding region runs from base 1 to 2367 and encodes 788 amino acids. Gene Ontology annotation, cellular component: nucleus. Gene Ontology annotation, molecular function: zinc ion binding; DNA-binding transcription factor activity, RNA polymerase II-specific. The record is from RefSeq and is a predicted model, not a curated record.
AUGAGAGGUGGCGGGGCGGGGAUUGCCGGUGCAUGGGCGCCGGAAAGCCAAGAAGAGCGGACAACAUCCUCUAGAGUGCAUGGCCUGCUGCGUACUCCGCUUAUCGCUUUAACCAGCACUACCAUGAACCAACCUUACGGGCAGUACCCUCCCCAGCAGCCCGUCGCCUUCCCCUACGGCGCCAACAACUCCUACCCGCCGCCGCAGACGACCGCGUACACAUAUCCCAACUCCCUCUCGCAGCAGCUCCAGCACCAGCAGCAGCAACAGCAGCCUGCUCCACAGCAUCAACAACACCAGCAGUCGCAGUUCUUCCAGAGCCUGCCGCAGGGCGCCGCCGCUCCCCGACAACAACCGCCGCCGCAUCUCCAGCGUCAGCAGCAGCAGCAGCGACCUUCGGUCCAACACAAUGUCGGGCCCACGAUCCCAUCUUCGCCAGGAAAUGGCCCUGGCGCGCCGCCGCCCAUGCCAAACUCGCCGCCCGACCCAAGCUACGAAGAGCGCUUCAUAAACGCGUUGCGACGCGAGACCGAAGGCGGCAAUGAGAACCAGGACGAAACCGAGAACGCGAAUCAAGAGGAGGAGGAUGAGGACAAUGACGAUCAGGACAACGAGGGAAACGACGACGAGCCAGUAUAUCAGCUUGCGCCUCCACCCGAGCAGAUAUACCCGAACGAGGUCGAGUUGGAGAAGGCCAUGCAUGCGUGGUCGCUAGAGCAUGGCUACGAAUUGGUUCGUAGAGCGAGCAAGAAGAAUGCCAGAGGGCAGCUCUACAAACGCUACUUUCACUGCAGCAAGCAUGGCAAGACGUCCAACACGAACAAGGCCAACGAGAAGAACAAGGUCCGCGUGAAUCGCAAAUCCAACCGCAUUGGGUGUCCCAUGUCUCUGGCUGCUGUGUCGGUUGAUCCCCACGAUCCGUCUGGCAACUGGCAAAUUCGACAUCGCAAAGUACAUCACAACCAUCCAGCCGUCGACGCGAUCAAACUUGCGGGACAUCGACGGCGGGCGCGAAUGGGCAAUGUCGAGAAAGUGGUUGACGGACUUUUCGCGAUUGACACAAGUACGGGAGAUGUGCUCAAAUUCCUCCAACGCACGAACCCUGAUGGCCUGUUCAACCGUACGGACGUUGCCAACAUGAAGCUGAAAUGGAAGAAGUACGGGACAUGUGCUCAGCGUGGAGAGGACGCCGCGGCCGACAAACCACCACCCGCUUCAACUAAGACCGGGUUUCCAUCUGCGUGUCUUUCCUGCCGGGCCAAGAAGACUAAAUGCGAUAGUGUGCGUCCCGUCUGUGGUCAUUGUGCCAAGUCAAAGACCGCAUGCCAGUACGAUCAUGAUCCACACCCUCGUGUGCCGCAGCCUCAACAGACUAACAGCCAAGCGCCGCCGCCUGCACCAAUGCGCCAGCCUAGUGUACAAAACCAGCACCGCGAAGACCACUCAAUGAUGAGCAUCGACACCAAUGUUCCUCAUAUCGAGCCUCAGCAAUUCACCCCUUCUAUGCCAAGCAAUGCAAACAACAUAGCUCCACAGAACGCUACCGAGGCUCAGUCAGUAUUGUCGCUCAUCGCAGACUUUCAGAAGGAGCACGUGAAGCCUACGAAGCUGUCAUCCGACAGUUCCAGUGUCGCUAUUCUCGCUCACUCCACGUGCGGCAAUGGUGAUUCCUACAAGGCUGUGGCGCCGCGGCCGUUCGCGAUCAAUGUGGACUGGCGCUCUUUUAAAGACAACUUCCUUGCAGCGGCCGUGAAGGAGAACACCAGUGAUGUUCUCGUUGGCGAGAGAAAGGAACCCGUCAAGCCGCCGGGCGAGCUGUCUGUCGAAGACCACAACGAAUACAUCAAGCAAGUCGCCAUCUACAAACGUCGGAAUGACAUGCUCAAGAUCGGUCUCAAGGAGUGUCUGACACUCCAACUCUGGAGAGGUUUUCAUGCGAAGAGUGCACACGAGAUCUGGUCCUCUCUGGAAGAUAUGUACAUGCCACGAGGUAGCGACCAAGCUUAUAUGCGGUUUUUGGAGCUUCAAAACGUGACACUCCAGAACUGCGGUGGCAUCGACAACUAUAUUCACACCUUCGAGACCAGACUUUAUGACUACAAUCAGCUGUCAUUCCACCACGAGACACGUCGAACAGCCGCGGCUCUCAAUCAAAGCCAUGCUGAGAGACUGAAGCGACAGAACGGUGGGAAUGGAACUUUCCCACAGGAGAUGCUCUGUUUUCUCUUCUUGAAAAACCUUGGCCCCCAACACCAGAAUAUUGCAACCACCCUGACAAAGAAGAACAACAUUGGUGGAUUUGGAUCAGGCGAGCGACUAGACUUCAAGCACUUGGCGCCCCUUGUCAAAAGUGCGCUUGGACGAUGA